AUGAUGCAACGAGCACCCGUUGAUACAGCGCAUGUUGAGUAUCAACAGCUACCAGCACCCACAUUGGAUAAGAAACCACUGCCUUCUACCACAGAAACAACAGGGCCUCCUCCUCCGCUCAAGCAGCCUCUUUCCACUGAAAACAAGUAUUACAACAACCUAUCCGACAACCUGCCUCCUCCUCCGCUUAAGCAAUCGCUUUCAACUGAAAACAAGUUCUUUGAUAAUCUACCUCCUCCUCCACCCAAGCAUCUCGACCAACAACAAGUGCUCGAUGUCUCGCCCAUUCCUCAAAAGACAAUGUCAGGUGGUCUCAUGUCACAACCCCAGUCCAUUUAUUCCACCUUGAGUUCCACUGGUUCAGCAACAUCGUUGUCACUUGGUGGUGGUCCUCGUCAACAACAACAACAGCCACAUUCGCCUACACCUUCUUCACAACCCAUGUCGGGUGAAGGGAGCACUCGUUCAAGCUCUGUGGAAGUAGCUUCAGUUGCAACGACGACCAACGAACAACUAUUGGAUCAUUCACAUCUCAAGCCUGGCAAUAAGGCAUCAUUGUUAUCGUAUGCACAGACCAUCAACAUGUAUCGCGAGAAUGCCAAAAAGACCAACAAUCCAGAUAUUCAAUGUGAUUUCGCUAUCUUCAUGGUGGAAGCUGCCAAACCGCUCUUGGAUGAUGAGAUCGCACGCUGGGAGUAUCUAUCAGAGGCUGAGAAAUUACUCAAACAACUUGCAUCACGAGGACACGCCGAAUCCCAAUACUAUCUUGGAAACCUCUAUGCCUCGGGCUUACUUAGCAGAAAGGGAAAGAACGAGUUUGACAAGGCUUUUCCAUUAUUCGUUCAGGCAACUAAACAUCAUCAUGCGGAUGCCGCUUACAGAGCUGCCAAAUGCUAUGAAGAUGGACUAGGAACACGACGUGAUAGCUCGAAGGCGGUUCAAUUUUACAGAAAAGCAGCUACAUUGAGCCAUCCAGGUGCCAUGUAUCGACUUGGCGUUGCUGAAGUGAAUGGAGAAUUGGGAAUUUCCAAGAAUGCUCGUGAUGGUGUAAAGUGGCUCAAACGUGCUUCCGAAGCUGCUACUACCGAAUACCCCCACGCUAUCCAUGAAUUGGCCUUGCUGCAUGAAAAGGGAAUUGACAAUGUCGUCUUUUUGGAUCUGGAUUAUGCUGUCUCUUUAUAUGCACAAGCGGCUGAAUUGGGCUAUGCACCCUCCGCAUUCAGAUUGGGCGAGUGUUAUGAAUACGGCAAGCUCAACUGUCGACAAGAUCCUGCAUUAUCGAUCCAUUAUUACACCAUUGCAGCACAGCAAGGCCAUCGAGAAGCAUGCUUUGCCUUGACGGCAUGGUAUCUUGUUGGCUCACCAGAGAUUUUACCACAAUCGGAUCAAGAUGCCUAUGUCUGGGCGCGACGUGCAGCUGAAAAAGGUCUUCCAAAAGCUGAAUACGCAGUGGGAUAUUUCACCGAGGUUGGCAUUGGCACCAUGAGAAACCCUGAUGAAGCCAUGCACUGGUAUAAGCUAGCUGCGGAUCAUGGUGAUAAGCGAGCCAUUCAAAGGUUGCAAGGAAAGCCCGGUGAAUCACAACAGCAAGACAAGAACAAAAAAGGUGGACAAGAUGACUGUACUAUCAUGUAG
Molecule: messenger RNA, 1635 nt
Organism: Lichtheimia ornata
Lineage: Eukaryota; Fungi; Mucoromycota; Mucoromycetes; Mucorales; Lichtheimiaceae
Exons: 3
Coding region: 1-1635 (544 amino acids)
Molecular function (GO): protein binding
Source: RefSeq, a predicted model, not a curated record